AUGUGGGACAUUACAGAGCCUUUCGAGUCCUCUCAAGCUGAUGAAGCAGCAGAAGCCUCAUCACCACUGUCCGUCUCCUCAGAAAAUGAAGAGUCAGCCCAAAAGGCAGAGCCUGCAGGUCAGCCGGUUGAUUCGUUGGAGUCCAGUACUUCACAGAGCAGGUCACAGAUUGGGUCGCUUGUGAGUGUGGGCACAACAGAGGAUUCAAAGGAAGAAGCUGGCACUUUGGAGGACCAGGAAGUGGCUGAAUUGGAAGAGAAGCUGCCUGACCAAAUCCCGUCCCUCAAAGAGGAAGCUGUUGUUCGGAUAACCAACUACCACGUACCUCAAGGAGCAGGGGAUAUAGUCAUGAUUCAGUCAGAUCACACUGGUGCUGUGGAUAUCCUUUCAGCAGAGCUGGAGACUGCAGACCUCCUCGGGGAGCAGAGGAAAGCUCAGCCUCCCCCUCUGGCUCCACCCACCAUGUGGACCACUGAGAAGACAAAGGAAUUCAAAGCCAAGAUGGGAAAGGAGAAGAAUUGCCAGAUGGUGGUGAAACGAGGCGAGGUGGUGACAGUCCGCGUGCCAACCCAUCCUGAUGGGAAAUGCAUUUGCUGGGAGUUUGCUACAGAUGACUACGACAUUGGGUUUGGAGUCUAUUUUGACUGGACCACAGUUACUAGCACUGCCAUUACUGUUCAGGUCAGCGAAUCCAGUGAUGAGGAGGAUGAAGAGGAGGAGGAGGAAAUCGAAGGACUUGCCCCUGUUGGUGAUGUGGAAAGGGGCGCCAAAAGCUACCUGCGGAACCGCUACGGAGAGAUCAUGCCGGUAUAUCGGAGGAACAGCCAUCGUGAGGUGCAGGCAGGCAGCCAUGAGUACCCAGGCGAAGGCAUCUACCUGCUGAAAUUUGAUAACUCAUACUCUCUCCUCCGCAAUAAGACUCUGUUCUUUCAUGUUUAUUACACUAGCUGAAGAAAUGGGAAGGGGCAGGGAUGGCAGGCAGGCAAUGAUGAAUGUAGCAGGCUGCCACCCAGCCCUGGUACCGCCUGAUGGGCACUGCUGCGUGACAGAACCAAGGCACAAUUCUGCCGGCUCCUCUUCAGACACUAACUGGUUUCUCCCCACACCCUCCUUCACUGCUGUCCCAGUGCAGAAAGGUAGUUCCACAGGCAGCUGCUAUUUCUGUAAAACUUCAGGGUGUCUGCUCUGUGCAGGCAUCGGGCUGGGCCUUCAUGUCACAGCUGGUAAAUGCCCAGAGGCCAGGUUCAGAUGGUCGUGGUUUUGAUCUGUUGCGCUGGUAUGAAAUGAAGUGAAAAUAUUCUUGGUCUGUUACUAUUCUGUGAAUAACUUCCAAGUCUCCUGCUGCAUCUGCAUCACUAGAGGGCAGCUCUUGGCUGCAGUGAGCCAAAAGCACAGCUGGCUUGUCACCUAGCCACUGAUAAUCUCAUCACCUACCACCACUACAUGUCACCAGCAGCCAAUGCUUCCUUCACUUGUGUGGGUGGGGGUGCAGCUGGCCAGCGGCAGCCCAUGCUGCAGUGGCAUGGCAGUCAUGGCAUGUGUUUGAACACGGGGUGGGGGGAGGGUGUGCACCUAAAAGUGCGUAAGAAAGUUUUCCUGCAGAUUAAGAAUUGGAUGUUAUACCUGUUCAUUGUAGGGAUAUGUAGAUGAUUAAAACUUCAGUGGCCACCAAAAGUUUUUUCUGUAAUCCAGAUAUGAAGCAGAAGAAAUUACUUACUGCUGUGCUGAACAAAUACAAAAAGGUUGGAGUACAACCAUUAAAUAUAUAGGAAAUGUUUCUUAGAAGCAGCAUGUUGGUUCACUGGUAUUGCUGCCAGCUAGAUAAUACCAUAUGUAGCAAGGAAAAGGCUCCCCAGAGAAGUGUAGCAUGUCAGCUGCUAUUGCUGUUGCAAAGGUAUUGUUAGAAAAGAACAUCUCUGCUCAGAAACUUGAAAGGUGUGGGAUUUAACCAAUCCUUUCUGUGAACCAGAAUCAACAGGGCUGUUGCUAACCCUGACCACAUGGUAAAGGAUGAAGUUCCUUGGCAUGUUUUGGUGGCUAGUGAUGGCAUUAGCGAUCACCUUCUGCUCAAGUACUGGCAGAGUUGAACAAGGAUUAAGUUAAUCCUUCAGAGAUGAAUUUUAAAUCAUGUUUAUCUGUAACUUGUUUAUUUUAAUACUUUUAACUUGAAAUCAUUCUCUUUUCUAAGAAUACUGCUGUAUUUACAUUUUGAUACCUCUUUGCAGAGACACAAAAUGGCUGUUUGCAUGGUGAUUUUAGUAGAGUUCUGAGUUUUAUUUUUAAAUCCUCCAGGUAACGCACCUCUACUUGGUCCAUUCCUUCUAUUGAGAGGGGAUGAUGGACGAAAUGAUUUUGGGGUAGUUAAAGCCAAAGAUUUCACUCUUAUAGGAGGGCCGCAUAUUUCCUAUUAAGGCUAUAUUGUAAUGCUGUGCAAUUUGCUCCAUAUUCAAGCUCUCCUUUUAACUAUCUCUGCUUACUUAUUCACUGCCCCAGAGCACAUAGUAGGUCAAAAAGGUGAGAGAGUGAGCAGUCAGUCUACAGCAGAGCAGCCCAAGCUGGGAGUAGGAGGAGUGGAAAUGCAAAGAACACUGGUUGGAGCACAGUGGCUUUCUGGGUGAGCAGGUAGGCAGCAGAGUUGUUGCUGCUUUGGGCCCUGAGAUGGGGAGAAAACAGCCACCAUUCUCAAAAGAGAGAGAGCGAGCAUGCACCUGGGCAGCAGGGGAACUGUAAUGCUGCCUUAUUCAAGCAGGGGCAACCACAGGACAACCUUGCAGGGAGACAGAAUGGUAGGGCCUGGUAUCUGUCAGAGUAAGAUGCUCUUUCAUUUAGCAGCUUGGAGAGAACUACUCCUUCCUUUAGCCUCUCUUGGAGGAGAUGAAGGACUAUCGUGUGGCCUUUGUACAGCACUUGAAUCAUCCCUGAGCAACUUGGGUAAGGUGUGCUCCUUAUUUUUUUUCAUCCUUUGUCUAUCAAGUUCCUAGACACUAAACAGAAGAAGGUAGAAAAGACCCUUCAGUCUGACCACAAUGUCAGCACUGCCCCAUGCAAUGACUGCCUUUGGUCCUUUGCUGUGAGAUCCGGAGAACCCUGUGUGCACUUGCUGGUUAAUGUAUGAUGCACUGUCUGGCACCCACUCCACUUCCUAAUUAGGAUUUAUUUAUGACGAAGGGAACUCUGACCUGUACAUAUAUUAGAUAUUCCACAAUUGUUGAUCCUCAGUUGCACAGCUUAUUGCAGGCUAGUGGGUUAUCUCCACUAAAAAACCUGUUUCCCUUAUAGGGUGGCCUCCCUGCCUGUUGCUAACUCGUAGUUACUUCCCCUUCUGACUGUUGCUUAUAUUAAGGUUUGAAAUACAUUUUGUCAUGUUGUAAGAAGUUAAUAAGGCCUGCCUCACAACCAAUUUUGAUCACUCACUGACACGUAAAUAGUAUGUGCCAGUUUUCAAGCCAUUAGUUAGUGGCUUUAGUUAAGAAAAGUUGCACUGUAGAUGGUAAUCCUAUUGCUCGGUUCUAGCUUUCUGAAGUGUUGACCAACCUUUAAUAAGGCUCUGGUCACUUGUUUGGAACUGUGACCAUGUCCUAGUCUCGUUGACCUAAGCCCAACAGCAGCAUUGAAUAUGGUAUGUCACCCCAAUCAGCAUGGUGCCCGAUCUGCAAAUGCACUGUGCUCAUAGAUAGGCCUGCUGCAGUGGAACUGGAAGUGUUUGGUGUGUGUUAUUUCACUGCUUCCCAGAAGUAUCUGGUAUCUCUUAGGAACACAAGAUAGUUUUAGGCACAGAAUAUUUCAUCUGCAGGAAACAGGAGCUUCCCAAUUGGACAGGAUAAUUCCUCUUUUUGUUUAUUUUUUUAAUUUCCACAUUAUAUGAGUGUGUUGUUUCUCAGGUAUUCAGAUAGCAUUCAUUAUCCAAGUGACAACUUCUCUUUGGAAGCAUAUAUAGUCUUUAUUCUUUUUCUGAUAAAUCCAAUAGCUUGGCUGUGUGGCUAGUGAUUAACAGCAGCCAUUCCCG
Messenger RNA from Haliaeetus leucocephalus (bald eagle), 4006 nucleotides. RefSeq names its product transmembrane emp24 protein transport domain containing 8 (gene TMED8). Bases 1 to 951 code for a protein of 316 amino acids. The record is from RefSeq and is a predicted model, not a curated record. The transcript is spliced from 7 exons. Lineage: Eukaryota; Metazoa; Chordata; Aves; Accipitriformes; Accipitridae.